AUGAUUGAAGACCUCCUACAACUUGGCCUUGUCUAUCACACAAUCAAGUGUGCCGUCGAUGAUAUCUCGCCCACUUUUGACUUCAGAGGUAACUUGCCAUUGCCAUACCGCUCGGUUAGCGGCGAAGAGAGAGACGAGCCAUUGUCGGCAUCCGAAAUAGACAAGUGGCGGAGCCAAUAUGCACCAUUAGAUGAAGUGAAAUCUACCUACAGGCUUAUGUAUUUGCUCGGUAUUGGUCAUUCGGAAGAGGAGGCAACAGUUCUCUCGGAAAUUAAUGAGUCAGAUCUGGACUUUGCACUUCACAGAGAAAAGUACCCUGGAGAUUCGCUCUCUUUCAAGAAAAUCAAGCUUUGUGGCGAAUUACCUGCUCAACGAUUUUCCUCCUGGGAUGAAGGAAAAGAGUUCCUCAGACAUGAGCACCCGAAGCAGAUAAGCUAUAUGGAAUCUAUCAGUGGAAAUUGA
This is a messenger RNA of Talaromyces stipitatus ATCC 10500, 462 nucleotides long. RefSeq lists its product as uncharacterized. The coding region runs from base 1 to 462 and encodes 153 amino acids. The record is from RefSeq and is a predicted model, not a curated record. Lineage: Eukaryota; Fungi; Ascomycota; Eurotiomycetes; Eurotiales; Trichocomaceae. The transcript has 2 exons.